CUCCAGUGUGUGCCUGGCGUCCGAGUAGAAAGGUUGCAUACGUGUAGAUCUUCAAUACUUGCAUCAAAUCUGUAUUGUUAAUAUGGACAGCCAGUGGACGCUCAGUAACCCUGUGUUCCGGACGUGGGCGCUAAGCUCAUCCAUCCUGGCGGUGAAGCUGCUACUCAUGGCGCUCUUCACGGCCCGUCACCGCAUUGCCAAGAAGGUCUUCGCCAACGCCGAAGACGCACGCAUCGCCAACGGCAAAGUGAAGACCGACGAAGACGUCGAGCGCGUCAGACGAGCUCACCUGAACGACCUCGAGAACAUCCCUGCCUAUUGGAUCAUCUCACUCAUAUUCGUACUCACAGAACCAGCGGCGUUCACAGCAAAGGUCUGCUUCUACGGCUUCACCGCCGCCCGGGUCUUGCACACGUUCUUCUACCUGAACAGCGUGAUGCCGUUCAGGGGCAUCAGCUUCAUUAUUGGGCAGAUUCUUAAUGCAUUCAUGGCUAUUAGAUGCGUCAUCUUCUUCAUCUAGAUGCAUCAUAAAUGCAUCAUCUUCUUCCUCUAGAUGCAUCAUAAAUGCAUCAUCUUCUUCCUCUAGAUGCAUCAUCUUCUUCCUCUAGAUGCAUCAUCUUCUUUCUCUAGAUGCAUCAUCUUCUUCCUCUAGAUGCAUCAUCUUCUUUCUCUUGAUGCAUCAUCUCCUUUCUCUAGAUGCAUUAUCUUCUUCCUAUAGAUGCAUCAUCAUCUUCCUCUAGAUGCAUCAUAAAUGCAUCAUCUUCUUCCUCUAGAUGCAUCAUCUUCUUCCUCUAGAUGCAUCAUCUUCUUUCUCUAGAUGCAUCAUCUUCUUCCUCUAGAUGCAUCAUCUUCUUUCUCUAGAUGCAUCAUCUUCUUCCUCUAGGUGCAUCAUCUUCUUCCUCUAGAUGCAUCAUCUUCUUCCUUUGGAUGCAUCAUCAUCAUCCUCUAGAUUCAUCAUCAUCUUCCUCUAGAUGCAUCAUCUACUUCUCGAUGUAUCAUCUACUUCUCUUCCUCUAGAUGCAUCAUCUUCUCCCUCUAGAUGCAUCAUCUUCUUCCUCUAUAGAUGCAUCAUCUACUUCUCGAUGUAUCAUCUUCUUCCUCUAGAUGCAUCAUCUUCUUCUCCCAGAAAGAAUUACUGGUGUAUUGGGCUGGUUUUGCGCCAUUAUAUUAUUGAUGAAAUGACAAGUUAUCUUCCGUAAUUUACUUGAUUACUUUUACUUCGAUUUCAGAGUUUAAGAUGAGUAGUAUUUGUGCGGUAGUAAUUAAAGAAUAGGUGAUAAUGAUAUUUAAUAUCGAUUCUUUGUGGUGAAAUAUUGAAAUACUUUUGAUACGGGGCUUACAAUAAACUGAUUUCCAGA
Molecule: messenger RNA, 1358 nt
Organism: Hyalella azteca
Lineage: Eukaryota; Metazoa; Arthropoda; Malacostraca; Amphipoda; Hyalellidae
Product: microsomal glutathione S-transferase 1-like
Exons: 5
Coding region: 83-520 (145 amino acids)
Cellular component (GO): membrane
Source: RefSeq, a predicted model, not a curated record